AUGUCUACCAAAGGCAGUCAGAGAGUGACAAUCCCACGGCCAAGGCCGACACACCCCACCCACCGAUUGGAUAUGGAUAUUGAAGCUCACGAGCCUCCACAUGUGGAGGAGAUCGAAGAACGGCUGGUCGAAUAUCCUCCAAACAACUUCUAA
Molecule: messenger RNA, 153 nt
Organism: Parastagonospora nodorum SN15
Lineage: Eukaryota; Fungi; Ascomycota; Dothideomycetes; Pleosporales; Phaeosphaeriaceae
Exons: 2
Coding region: 1-153 (50 amino acids)
Source: RefSeq, a predicted model, not a curated record